GAAAAUGCCGCCUCAAAACGCCUCACAAGAGACAAUCGUUUGCUAUGCUCCGUUGAUGAUCACAACCCAUGGAAUAUGGCAAGGAGAUAACCCUUUGGAUUACUCGCUCUCGCUUUUCCUUUUGCAGCUUAUUCUCGUCGUUGUUACUACUCGCAUUCUCGUUUUCCUCUUGAAGCCAUUUCGACAGCCUCGUGUUAUCUCGGAGAUCCUUGGUGGGGUUAUCUUAGGUCCAUCUGUGAUGGGACGAAGUACAAGAUUUGCCAAUGCAGUAUUCCCACUAAGAAGUGUUACGGUUCUUGAAACAAUGGCAAAUCUCGGGCUUCUCUACUUCCUCUUCUUAGUAGGAGUAGAAAUGGACAUAGCAGUGAUCCGUCGUACCGGUAGGAAAGCAAUCUUUAUUGCAGUUGCGGGAAUGGUCCUCCCGUUUCUCAUUGGCAUCUCCUUCUCCUUCCUCUUACACCAGAGAACACAACUAGUUAAACAAGGCACCUUCAUUUUGUUCCUCGGAGUGGCUCUCUCUGUAACCGCAUUCCCAGUGCUUGCACGAGUCCUUGCUGAGCUCAAGUUACUGAACACGGACAUUGGCCGGAUUGCCAUGUCAUCAGCCCUCGUGAAUGACAUGUGCGCAUGGAUCCUUCUUGCCAUAGCUAUCGCGUUAGCUGAAAACGAGAAUGUUAACCUUGCUACUUUAUGGGUAGUGUUGUCCAGUGUUGGGUUUAUAGUGUUUUGUGUUUUUGUGGUUCGUCCCAUGAUAUCAUGGGUUAUUCGGAAGACACCAGAAGGGGAAACCGUUAGUGAUUUCUACAUCGGUCUAAUCUUGACGGGAGUAAUGAUCUCGGGUUUCAUAACAGAUGCGAUAGGCACCCAUUCCGUGUUUGGGGCUUUCAUAUUUGGGUUGGUGAUUCCAAAUGGGCCUCUAGGGGUCACACUGAUAGAAAGAUUGGAGGAUUUCGUGUCAGGGAUUUUGUUGCCACUUUUCUUUGCCAUCAGUGGGCUAAAAACGUCCAUCGGGGCGAUUGAUGGUGCGGACACAUGGGGUAUCUUGGCUUUGGUGAUAGUGCUGGCAUGUGCGGGGAAGAUAGCAGGGACUUUGUUGGUUGCUUUACUCUACCAAAUCCCCUUCUACGAUGGAGUUGCUCUUGGAUUUCUAAUGAACACUAAAGGCCUAGUUGAAAUGAUUGUCCUCAACGUUGGAAAGGAUCAGAAGGUGUUGGAUGAGAAAACUUUUGCCAUAAUGGUGAUGGUUGCAUUGGUGAUGACGGCGAUAAUCACUCCGGCUGUGACAAUACUUUACAAACCGGCAAGAAGAUCUGUAACCUACAAGCGCAGAACCAUCCUGAAAACAAAACCGGAUACUGAUUUGAGAACCCUUAUCUGCAUCCACACGCCAAGAAAUGUACCCACCAUCAUCAACCUUCUGGAAGCCUCCAACCCAACUAAGAGGUCCCCGCUAUGCAUCUUCGCCCUCCACCUGGUGGAGCUCACUGGUCGAGCCUCCGCCAUGCUCAUUGUACACAACAGCCGCAAGUCUGGUCGGCCUGCAGCCAACAGGACACAAGCCCAGUCCGAUCACAUCAUCAAGGCUUUUGAAAACUUUGAACAACAGACAGGAUACAUAUCCGUCCAACCCGUUACUGCAAUCUCCCCUUACUCCACUAUGCAUGAAGACAUUUGUAGAGUUGCGGAGGACAAACGUGUAGCGUUUAUCAUCCUCCCGUUUCAUAAGCAACAAACAGUAGACGGCGGAAUGGAAGCUACAAACCCUGCUUACCGUCUAAUUAAUCAAAAUGUUUUGGCCAACUCUCCUUGCUCGGUUGGCAUUCUGGUGGACCGAGGCUUCGGUGCCACCUCCAGGAUCGCCGUUGGAAAUCAGAUUGCACACCAUAUCGCUGUUGUAUUCAUUGGCGGACCAGAUGACCGUGAAGCUUUAGCAUUCGCGUGGCGUAUGUCCGGCCAUCCAAGCAACACUCUCACAGUUAUGCGGUUUAUUGCCGGUGAACCACAAACUUCUGGUAGAAACGAUGACCCUGGAAUUUUGACGGUGGUGACGGAUAGCGAUAGAGAGAGACAAAAAGAUGAAGAGUUUAUAAACCAGUUCAAAGCAAGGAUAGCAAAUGAGGGGUCGAUAGUUUACAACGAAACAGUGGUGAACAACGGGGAGGAAACAAUGGCAGCGAUAAGAUCAGUUGAUAACGACCACGAUUUGUUUAUCGUAGGGAGAGGUCAGGGGAUGUCACCGUUGACCGCUGGGUUGACAGACUGGAGUGAAUGCCCGGAGCUAGGAGCAAUUGGUGAUUUGCUCGCAUCUUCGGAUUUUGCAGCUACGGUUUCAGUACUAGUGAUCCAACACUAUGUGGGAUCCGAUGAUCUAGAAGAUUUUGGUGAUGCAGCAUCCCCGACGGAUAGCCCAAGAAACCACCAAGAACCCCCUUUUACUCCAAAGAAUACUAACCAGCACCACCCAUUCCAAUCCCCGAAGGGGUCGUCUUCGUAUAUGUAG
Messenger RNA from Erigeron canadensis, 2500 nucleotides. RefSeq names its product cation/H(+) antiporter 15. Gene Ontology annotation, biological process: proton transmembrane transport; regulation of pH. Gene Ontology annotation, cellular component: membrane; endomembrane system. NCBI's taxonomy places the organism in Eukaryota, Viridiplantae, Streptophyta, Magnoliopsida, Asterales, Asteraceae. The record is from RefSeq and is a predicted model, not a curated record. The transcript is spliced from 3 exons. Gene Ontology annotation, molecular function: antiporter activity. The coding region runs from base 5 to 2500 and encodes 831 amino acids.